This is a messenger RNA of Lonchura striata (white-rumped munia), 2814 nucleotides long. RefSeq names its product peroxisomal trans-2-enoyl-CoA reductase (gene PECR). Gene Ontology annotation, biological process: phytol metabolic process. Lineage: Eukaryota; Metazoa; Chordata; Aves; Passeriformes; Estrildidae. Gene Ontology annotation, molecular function: trans-2-enoyl-CoA reductase (NADPH) activity. The record is from RefSeq and is a predicted model, not a curated record. Gene Ontology annotation, cellular component: peroxisome.
GAGGGAGAGAAGAUGGCGGCGGCGGGGCGCGGGCUGCUGGCGGCGGGGCUGUUCCGCGGGCGGGUCGCCAUUGUCACCGGCGGCGGCACCGGCAUCGGCAAGGCCAUCGCCGCCGACCUGCUGGCGCUAGGUUGCAGUGUUGUUAUUGCCUCUCGUAAAUUUGACCGAUUAAAAGCUGCUGCAGAAGAGCUGAAUGCCAGAUUUGCUUCCAUGAGUCCUGCCCGAGUGACCCCCAUAGAGUGCAAUAUCCGCAAAGAAGAAGAGGUAGAAGCUUUGGUGAAGUCUACACUGAGUCUGCAUGGGAAGAUUGACUUCCUGGUGAAUAAUGGAGGGGGCCAGUUUGCAAGUCCUUCUGAAGCCAUCCGUGCAAAAGGCUGGAAUGCUGUGAUAGACACAAAUCUGACAGGGACCUUCUAUUGCUGCAAAGCAGUGUACAAUGCCUGGAUGCAAGAACAUGGAGGAGCCAUUGUCAACAUUACUGCUGCCGUGAGAAAUGGCUUUCCUGGAAUGUCGCACACAGGAGCUGCAAGAGCUGCAGUGGAUAACCUAACCAAGACUUUAGCUUUAGAAUGGGCUCACAAUGGAGUGAGAAUCAACAGCGUUGCUCCCGGACUGGUAUUUUCGGAAACUGCUGUUGCAAACUAUGGAGAACAAGGUGUAAUGAUGUGGUUAAAGAGCAUACCAAAGGUUCCUGCCAAGAGGUCAGCUGUCCCUGAGGAGAUCUCUCCUGCUGUAUGUUUCCUGCUGUCUCCAGCUGCAUCAUUCAUAACUGGGAUAACCAUGGUCGUGGAUGGUGGCCAGAGUUUGUAUGGCCAUAGCCUAGAAAUACCCGAUCAUGACAAAUGGCCCUCACCACCAGAAGGAAAAAAUUCUGAAAUGCUGAAAAAGCUUGUUUCUGGCAAGUUCAAACCAAAACUGUAAAAGAAAGAGAUUUUACCCUUGCUGAUAAUCUCACUUUGUGAUUUGACCAUAUUAUUCUUAGUAAUAAUGUUUUUUUGCUCAUAUGUAACUACAUUAAGUGCCUUGAUUUUUGUUGAUUUAUAUUUAAAACUUUUGAAAUGCUUUACAUUGUAUGUGUCUUCUUUGAAAAUCUCACUCUGAAAACUUUCAGUCUUUUGGGGAGGGAAAAGAUAUAAAAGACUAUCCAUUUGCACAGACAUUAAGUAAUGAAGAAUCCCAGCAAGAAGGGAACACAAAGAAUACUUGUUUUGCAGUGAAGGUAACCAAGAGGGAAUGUUUAGGAAUCCUACUGUCCUCGAUGAAUUUAUGCAGAAGGUAAUUUAAAUCUUUUACUAUUAGUUGCUUUAGUAACCCUUGGGUCAGUAUUAGCUCUACACUAUUUCUGUUCAGCCACAUACUGAUUGUUCAACAAUGGUUUUAAAGACCAAGUAGGGUAUGUGUAUCUCUGAAAAUAAAUAAAAAUAAGAUGGAAUACUGUUAUUAAUGUUUCAAACUAAUAUGGCAUAUCAUAUUUUGAAUGUUUUUAAUUGUUUGCAGAUAUAAUGACAUAAUGGAUUUAAGGUGGCUGCAACUUAAUUUUGAUAACAGAAUAAACUGAUAAUAAAUACAGUGAUGGAAAACAAUAUAUAUUCAACAAUUUAACAUGCCAUAUCCAUGGUGUAUAUUGCAGUGCUCUCUGCAGAAUGCUACACUGUAAAAGAGAAAUUUGGAAUUCUUCAUUUGCCAGCUGAAACACCUUUUAUCCAUACUUGUUGUCUUACAAUGUUAGCAGAAUUUUUUUCAUCACUUUCUUUAGGUGUGGUUUUUGUGAACAAUGCAGAGAUGCCAUUUAAAAAUAUAAGUGUUGUAAUACAUCACUUGAAGAGGCUAUAUUUGUAAAUUUUUUGUUCACUUUAAGGCAAAUGUUCCCAUGUCUGCUCACGUUAGUGAAAAUAUAAAAAAUACUUAAUGACUGUGUUUGUUUGCUGUAAAAACUGAAAUUCCUGGAUUCAAGUUGCUGCUAUAGAAGGGAACUUUUAGUACUUCAUUUUGGACUGAAUGUAAAAGUUUGAUGGUUGUUUUUUCUCUGCAAAGAUGUUUGACUUUUGUGUCUUUCAGUAAAAUGUGUUCUUAUAUAGGUACAUGUAGAUUGCUAUAUCAUGAAAAUGAAAUGAAUGACAGUUUUUUGGGGGGAGGGUAGUUUGAGCCAUCAUGUGUGUUCUUUCUGCUUUAUCCUCUUUCUGUAGUAACUGAACAGUCAUUUAUGUGACUGUGAGAAAUUGGUACAGAGAUAAAGCCAACUUUUUUCAAACCUCUUGUGCAAGGUAUAUUUUGUUUAUUGCAAAUAUUAGUUCAGGGUACUCAGCAAGAGGAUUCCUGGAAGCAAAUGCAUUUGUUAGAUAAAUAACUCUAGAAGUCUAGCCCAUUGCAUUCAAAUGAAAUUAUUUAGUUUAUUAACACAUUGUUUUGACAUCCUUGACAUCUUUCUGGGAAAGAAGGUUAAACAUGAAUGAGCUUGAGACUUGUGGAACUUACUUUCUCUUUAUGUUUGACUGUGAGUUUCUAUGGUACAUUUCUGAGCCAGGUACUUUGGCUUUAAAGUGAAAUGAAGUGAAUUGAUUACUUUUAUUAUAUCCCAGAAAUGUUCACUGAAAUAUUUGAGUACAAACUUGGAAAUCAUCAAUUUUUAAUCUUGCAAAUUUCCUCUUUAACUAUGCUAUAGUGUGUAUAUUUAUAAAGAGGGGAAGUUUAUAUGUAAUGAUGGUGAAAUUAAUCAUUCACCCCAGGAAAUCAUGAGACCAUCAGAAAGGUGAGCAUUCUUCUGUGUGGGAGAUAGUUUCAGUCUGCAGUUAAUAAAUUCCUUCACAAGUAAAA